This is a messenger RNA of Striga asiatica, 576 nucleotides long. Lineage: Eukaryota; Viridiplantae; Streptophyta; Magnoliopsida; Lamiales; Orobanchaceae. The record is from the annotation of a GenBank genome assembly.
AUCAGCAAAAUUCAUCUUCAGCAAGUUGGUCAAGUCCUCCGCUAUCGGCACCAUACUCCCAAACCUCUUCAGGUGAACCUCCGCCGCCUCCCGAGCCGCCGCCGACAUUUUUCCGGCCAUCUCCUGGCCGGCACGCUCUGCCUCCUCCUUUUCCCGCCUCAUUUCCUCCAAAAUCUUAUCGGACGCCCGUUUUUCCUCCUCCAGACCCGAAAUCCGGUUUUUCAACUCCUCCAUGACUUUAUCGUCCAUAUUCUUCUGUUUCUUGAAUUCCUCAAUCUCUUUCGUCAUUUUCGAGACGCUCGACUCCAGGCCCUGCUGCCUUUCGCGUUGGGCCGUGUUCUUUUGCAUCUGGAGCUUGUGCGAGAUCACUUCUUGAAUUAUCUCCAUUGCCCGCGUGCGCCUUUCCAGCUCGUAUUCGGGCUCCGUUUUGAUCUUCCCUUUGUCGCGUUUAUACCUGUGUGUGUACACAGUGCACUGUACACUUUGAAGGAGAUUUUCUUGCAAAGAUCCAGAUUUCACUAUGGUAUUUCAUCUGCUGAAUUACAUGGGAUCCUAACUAGUAACUACAAUCAUUAG